Messenger RNA from Fusarium fujikuroi IMI 58289, 1785 nucleotides. Its product is annotated as related to alcohol oxidase. The coding region runs from base 1 to 1785 and encodes 594 amino acids. The record is from RefSeq and is a predicted model, not a curated record. The transcript is spliced from 3 exons. Gene Ontology annotation, molecular function: oxidoreductase activity, acting on CH-OH group of donors; flavin adenine dinucleotide binding. NCBI's taxonomy places the organism in Eukaryota, Fungi, Ascomycota, Sordariomycetes, Hypocreales, Nectriaceae.
AUGGCAUUCGUCGCAAACGGAAAUGAGUACGACUUCAUCAUCGUCGGCGGCGGCACAGCAGGAAACACUGUAGCAGGCCGUCUCGCCGAAAACCCCCACGUCCGCAUCCUCAUCGUCGAAGCCGGCAUCCCCAACCCGCACCAAAUCCCCGAAAUCACCACGCCCUCCAAGGCCUUCAACCUGCGCGGCAGCAAGCACGACUGGGCCUACAAGUCCACCAUGAUCAAGCGCGACGACUACGAGCGCAUCGAGAAGCCCAACACCCGCGGAAAAGUCCUCGGCGGUUCAUCCUGCGCCAACUACUUCACCUGGAUCCCCGGCUCAAAGCCCACUUUCGACGACUGGGAGGCUUUCGGCGGCGAGGAUUGGAACUGGGAUGGUUGUGUGGAGUAUCUUCGCAAGUGUGCGACUUAUCAUGAUGAGGAGGGGCUUUAUCCCGCUGAGCUGGGGAAGAUUGGCACCGGGGGCCCUAUUCAGAUUGCGCAUGCUGAUCUUGUUCCUGAGAUGCAGCCGUGGCGUGAUGCUUUGACUGAAGCGUGGGUCUCAAAGGGUGAAGUCUUGACGGAGAAUAUUUACGAUGGUGAGAUGAGGGGUCUUACGCAUUGUGUUGAUACGAUCCAUGGGGGUCAGCGACAGGGAAGUUUCUUGUAUCUCAAGAACAAGCCCAAUGUCAAUAUCCUCUACGGUGUUCAGUCCAAGGAGCUGAUCAUUGAUCCUCGCACCAACACUUGUCUUGGUGUUACUGUCAUCAAUCCUGACACUAAGGGAGAGCUCAGUGUCUUCGCCAGCAAGGAAGUUAUUCUGUCUCAGGGUGUUUUCGAAACCCCCAAGCUUCUCAUGCUUUCUGGUGUUGGUCCCGCCCAGGAACUCCAGAAGAACGGUAUCAACGUCAAGCUCGAAUCUCCUCACGUUGGCCAGCAUCUUCUUGACCACCCUAUCGUUCCUUUCGUUCUCCAAGUCAAGGAUGGCUUCGGUCUGGAGAACUACAUCCUUCGAAACGGUGCCGCCAACAGCGCUGCUGUCGCUCAGUACAAGCGCGACAAGACCGGCCCCGUCAGCUCUGGUCUUCUUGAACUCGUAGGCUUUCCCCGUAUCGAUGAGCGCCUCGAGCAGCACCAAUCCUACCGUGAAGCCAAGGCUGCAAACGGCGGGCUCGAUCCCUUCGGUCCCAAGGGCCAACCUCACUUCGAGCUCGACUUUGUUGGCAUGUUCAGCACUGCUUUCCAAUGGCACUACCCCGUUCCUGAGAAGGGUAACUACAUGACCGUCAUCGUCGACCUUCUCCGUCCACUUUCUGAAGGUCAAGUCACACUUAACAGCAACAAUCCUCUUGUCCAACCCAACAUCAACCUCAACUUCUUCGGCAAUGAUCUCGAUAUCCUUGCUAUGCGCGAGGGUGUUCGCUGGACUUAUGAUGUUCUCACUACUGGCAAGGGCUUCAAGGACAUUGUGACAGGCGAGUAUCCUUGGAGAAUGCCCCUUGAGUCCGAUGAGGAGAUGAAGAGGGCUGUCCUUGACCGCAGCCAGACUGGUUUCCACCCCUGUGGUACUGCACGCUUGUCCAAGAACAUCCAGCAGGGUGUUGUUGACUCUCGCCUUCGUGUUCACGGAAUCAAGAACCUCCGCAUUGCUGAUGCCUCCGUCAUCCCAGUCAUUCCUGACUGCCGCAUCCAGAACUCUGUCUACAUGAUUGGAGAGAAGGGUGCGGAUAUGAUCAAGGCUGAUCAUCCUGAGAUCUUUGGUCAGGCUCCUAUCAGGGCCAACCCAUUCACUAGCCGCCUGUAG